AUGGCCGCCCAGGACAGCGACGACGGGGACCUCCCCCCGUGGACGGCGGACGCGUUCGACGUGGAGCGGGAGCUCCGCGUCAACGACCGCCUGCGGCGGGAGGACCUGGACGAGAUCCAGGAGUGGGCCCGCCGGCAACGCAACCUGCCCGCCAUGCGGGAGGGCGACUUUGCCAAGUUCCUGCACAGCUGCGACUACGACGUGCUGGCGGCCGAGACCUGCAUCAACUACUACUACAAGACGCGGGUGUCCACGGCCGUCUUCCACAACCGGGACCUCUCGCUGGCGAGCGUGAAGGCGCAGACCGACCUGCUGGACUUCAUCGUGUCGCCGCGGCUCACCCCGGACGGCUGCCGGGUCGUCAUCAACGCCCUCAAGGACCCGGACCCCGGCACCUUCGAGUUCGACGACUACCAGAAGGUGUUCCUCAUGAUGCUGGACGCGCUGCUCCUGGCCGAGCCCACGCUCCCCGGCGUCUACAUCGUCUACGACAUGCACCUCGGCUCCAUCGCCCACUUCUGGAAGUUCGGCUUCCUCUCGCAGCGCAGGCUGUUCGCCUACUUCCAGUCCGGGCUCCCCAUCGUGCUGAAGGGCAUCAUCCUGCUGCACACCCCCUCCUACAUCACCACCGUGAUGAAGGUGCUGCGGAACUUUGGCGACAAGAAACGCCUCGACGAGACCAAGAUGCUGACGGGGGAUGACUACUCCGAUCUGCACACAAUCAUCCCAAAGGAAUGCCUUCCUCGUGAGUACGGCGGCACACUCUCCACCAGGGCUGAGCUUCACGAAAUGACACUCCGAAGACUCGACCGACUUCGCGAUGUGUUCGCCGAAGAGGAGGAGUCGCUGAAAAAGAAAUGACAUCCACGCGACGACCUAGCGCGGACCGUGCAACAAUGGACUAUAAUCAAGGAGUUCUGGGACAUCGCUUAUCGAAACGAACACCCCGCCAGCUCUUGAAAUGACACAGUGCGCCCACCACUUUUCCGGGCGAUUUACUGGAAUGCUGUCAAAGGUUGACGGCCUUUUUUAAAAAAUGAUAUUUUCUUAGUGCGAGGUAAAUUAUUGCAAUAAAUUUUAAAUUUCUGUACAAAUAAGUUAAAAGGUGA
Messenger RNA from Frankliniella occidentalis (western flower thrips), 1109 nucleotides. RefSeq names its product alpha-tocopherol transfer protein-like. The transcript has 6 exons. Gene Ontology annotation, molecular function: phosphatidylinositol bisphosphate binding. NCBI's taxonomy places the organism in Eukaryota, Metazoa, Arthropoda, Insecta, Thysanoptera, Thripidae. Gene Ontology annotation, cellular component: membrane. The coding region runs from base 1 to 861 and encodes 286 amino acids. The record is from RefSeq and is a predicted model, not a curated record.